UGCGCAGCGGCCGUCGCCCGCACGGGUGGCCUGCGCUGCCAUUUUGGCCGCGCGAGGCGGCGCGCGCUGGCUGGGAGUGGCUCCCUCUGCAGCGUGUGUUUGUCACCGGCCCCCGCGAGCGAGGAGGGCGGGCACAGCUGUGAAGUUGGUAAGGAAAGAGGCUUUCUACCUGUUCUUUUUGGAUGGACAGGCUGUAGUACCUGGACUGGUGAGUUAAGAGUGUGCACAGGUAAAAUGGAUUCCUUGUCUCCAUCACCUAAAUUUUUAGACGUGGACCUAAUGAUAAGUCAUGUAGCAUGUCAUCCAAAAGAAAUACUUGUGACAUUUCAGGGCAAAUCUAAGACAGAAUGUGAAUUUGACUACCAUAUAUUACAAAAUGAAAUACAGCAUGUAUGCAAAGUAAAGGACAACAUUGGCAUUGGUGAAUCAUGUUUGGUAGAGGAUGCAAAUGGAGAGUGGCAUAGAGGAAGAGUGGUGGAAAAGAGAGAAGAGGUCUGUGAAGUGUUUUUUGUGGAUAUUGGGAAACUGCUAAUAGUCAACAAAACACACAUUUCUUCUGUGAGUGGUCAAUUGUUCCAGCUUCCUCCCAAGGUGCUGUAUGGUGUUUUUGCAAAUAUACUUCCAGUUGGGGAAAAAUGGUGUCCGAAAGCUGUGAAUUAUUUUUCUUCUUUAAUAGGAUUACGGAUUAAAGGACAUGUGCAAGCUAUUUUGCCCUACCAGACAUUUCUUCUUGAAGUGCCAAAAGUCACCAGUGAUGUCCUUGAACUCCAUUUAGGAAAACUUGUUGAUGGACAUUCUUUUCGUCUUAUUGUAGAAAUGUUAAAGGAAUUCCCUCAGGGAGCGAUUGAUAACAAAUUGCCAGAUUUGCUCCAGCAAAAAUAUACAAGGCCAGAUUUGUUCUCUCUCAACAGUGCUGAGAAUUUAUCAGAUUUUCAACCAAUUCUGGAUAAUCUCCUGCUGCCUUUAACUGUUGGCAGUAUAGAGAAAGUAAAAAUAACUGCUGCGGUCAGUCCAAGUAAGUUUUAUUGUCAAGUACUGAAAUGGCAGAAGGAACUGGAAGAUCUGACAGCAGCAAUGCAUUUAUACUAUGAAGCUAUCAGUAAAGAAAAUAUUCCAUCUUGUGAUAGUUUUGGAGUACUCUGUGCUGCCAAAACACAAAAUGGACAGUGGCACAGAGGAGCAAUACAGCAGCUCCUCUCUGCUGACCAGAUAAAGGUCUGGUUCAUGGAUUUUGGCCACAGUGAAGCUGUGCCCUCCAGUUGUGUUCUGAAGCUUAAAUCAGAAUUCAUUUCCUUACCAAUGGUUUCAUUCCCAUGUGCACUGACAUGUUGCAGUAAUCAGAACGAAGCUGCAAUGAAUCUUCAACUGAAAGAAUUUAAACAAGCAGUGGUAUGGCAAACUUCUGUCUAUGCAUGCAUUGAUCUGUUCAGUGCUAAUGAACGUUUAUACUAUGUUACAUUACAAAGUAAAGAAUCUGAAAUUAAUGCUAAAUAUCUCAAACAGGAAAAAGUAGCUGUAGCAGUUUCUGAUCCUAAUGCAGUUUUGUCCACUUGUGGUGAAAAUAGUGUUUCAGGUACAAAUGUUAUUGGCAAUACUGAACAGACUGGAAACUGCUUAAUUGAAAAGAACUCUUUAUCAGUCCAGUGCAAAAUGGCAGAAAUAAAAAUAAAUUCUAAUCAUGUUGCUUUUGUGAAGUAUGUGUUAAAUCCAUCAGACUUCUGGAUUCAGACUGCUGACUGUCAAAAUGAGUUUCAAACCAUGCUGAAAAAUAUUGCAGGUGUGUAUAAUGAAUGUGGAAUUAAUGAUAGAGUUGUUGAAAACCCAAAACCUGGCUUACUCUGCUGUGCCCGAUAUAGCAAAGAUAUGCAUUAUUAUCGGGGUAUUAUCACUGAAGUGGUUGGUGUGAACGUUAGUGUGUUUUUUUUGGAUUUUGGAAAUACAGAUAUUGUGCCGUUUCAUGAUGUGAAAACUUUGCUUCCAGAGUUUUGUGAAUUACCAGCACUAGCUUUGUGUUGUGAACUUGCUCAUGUAUCUCCCAAAGAGGAUGUGUGGGUUAAAAAGGAAACUGAUUUCUUUAAAAAGAUUGUAUUUAACAAACCACUCCUGCUUCAUGUCAUUGCGAAGCAAAAUGAAAAGUAUAUUGUGAAUGUACAAUUUAUGAAUGGCUUGAAACAAAUGAACGUUGUCACACUUAUGGUCCAGGCUGGAUAUGCUGAGUACUGGGAAAUGAAACCAAAUUCUCUUUUGGACAUUGUAAAAAAUCCUCAACUUCCAAGUCCCCAGAACAAAAACAAAAUAUAUAAAAAUGCACAGGGCAUGUCUGUUAUACAUAAAAAGAGUGAAUCAGCAACCAGAAAUACCUAUCAAAACAGUCAAUUAUUAAACAUUCUUCCUGCAGCCAACAAAUCUUUUGCAUCUUUUCCAAGUUGGGAAAGUGCUAUAUCUAAAAUGCAUCAUAUGGUAUCUGGGAGAAGAGAGUCUAUGAAGCCUUAUAAAGAGUUCAUGUUCAAACCAGGAACAGUUCUUGAUGUUGUAUGUUCACAUAUCAAUUCUCCAGGAGAUUUUUCGUGUCAGUUACGAAGCAAAUUGCCAGAGCUGAUGAACUUGAUGGAACGAAUUCAGAAUCACUAUGAAGUGCACAGCAGUCCUUAUACAACUGGACAGAUUGCCUGUGUUGCCAAACACUCCAAGGAUGGGAAGUGGUACAGAGCAUCCAUUGUGAAACAAAUAUCUAAAACUGAAGUUGAUGUGAUAUUUGUAGACUAUGGAAAUCGGGAAAGAGUGUUACUCAAAGAUCUUCAAGGUAUUCAUCCAUAUUUUCUAAGUUUGGAAGGUCAAGCAUUUAGAUGCAGUAUUAAAAAUGUAUCAGAAUUAUCACAGUUUGAUCCAUUUAUUUGGACUGAAAAGGCAUGUAGGGACUUUGAAAACUUCAUUUCUGCAUCUUGUGGGCAACUGACUUGCAUAAUUUAUGCUCUAAUUCUUAUAAGUCCUAACUGUUUGUGUAAUGUAGUUGAUUUAAAGACUCCAUUUAUUAGCACAAGGCAGUUUUUCAGAGAGCCUGAGUGUGUUCCAGCCCUGUUCACAAAAGAACUUGGACCACUCUUUUUUCUGUAUAGUUUUUGCUACUCAUCUUUUGAUGUAAAAAUUGGAAGUGAAGAGGAGGUAUAUCUAACACACAUACGUAGCCCUUCAAAAUUUUAUUGCCAGCUUAAUCGAAACGCUGAAAUCAUAGAUGCAUUGAUGCUGAAGACUGCUGAGAUUAGUAAAAUGCCAAGGAGUCCAAAACAUGACAGUAGCAACAUACGAUUAUGCAUAGCAAAAUACUUUGAAGAUGGUAUGUUUUAUAGAGCUUUAGCUUCUGCUGUGGGGUUGUCAUCCUACUCAAUAGUCUAUUUUGUGGACUUUGGAAAUAAACAGAUGGUAGAGAGAGAGAAACUGAUACCUAUUCCAAAUAAUGCUGUUGAUGUACUAUUCACACCCAUGCAAGCCAUCAAAUGUUACCUGCCGGAUCUUGUAGAGAGAGAGAUUCCAGUAGAAGUCAGUAGAUGGUUUGAGGACAGCUUUAUGGGGAAGCUCCUGAAGGCAGUAGUUGUAUCUAGAGAAUCAGAUGGCCAGAUUGGUGUGGAGCUGUAUGAUGGAAAUCUCCAGAUAAAUAAAAGAAUUAAAGAAAUGUUAUCGGAGUAUGUAAAAAAAUACACAGGGGAAUCUGGACAUGUGCUAAGUUGUACUGGACAGUUUGCUGCAAAUAGCAAAAUGUUACACACAGAAUUCAAUGAAGCAAAUGUUACAAGUAUUGAGAGAAAGGGCUUGAAAACUGAAACAAAAAAACAAGUGUAUGAUACAACUUCUCAAACUGAUUUUAAGCAGGGUUUUGAACCUAAAGAACAGGAUGUGCUUACGGUGCCAAAAAAUGUGCCCUUAAAAUUGUCAACGUUCAAUGGCAGUGAAGAGCUAGGCUCUGAAAAUAUUGUGAACUUUUCUGUGCAACACAGAAGAAAAAGUACAGAUAAAAAAUUUACUUCCAAAUUGCUGCACUGUUCUGCUGUGUGUAUGGAGAAGACAACUGCAGAUGACGUGCCUGAAACAAAUACCAAGAAACUAAAUUACACAGGUGAGCAAAAGAGUAGUCGAGUAAGUUUUCCCAAGUGUGUAAACCUGCCCCCACGUAAUAUUCAAGCGAAUUCUAAGUUACCAGGUUAUAUUUCUAAUCUAAAUAGUUUGUCAAGUUUCUAUAUUCAUCUUGCAGAUGAUGAAAAUCUACUAAUUCAACUUGCAGAAGAACUCAAUAAAGGAGCAAUAAAUACAGACUAUGAACGUUGUCUCAAUCAGUUUGUAGCUGGGGAUCUUGUUAUUGCAGAAUAUGCAAUUGAUUGCUCUCUGUAUAGAGCAGUUAUUAAAGCUGUUAGAUCAAAAGAAUCUUUUGAGGUAGAAUUUAUUGAUUAUGGCAAUACAGCAGUUGUGAAUUCAUCAAAAAUCUACAGGAUUCAAACAAGGUUCUUAACUUUGCCGAAGCUCAGUAUCCACUGUUCCCUUAGCAGAUUAAAAAGUAGUUCUCCUGAUAGAACCUGGAGCCGUGAACUUAUGUUUUACUUUGCCAGAGAAGUGAUUAAUAAGCCAAUCAUCUGUGUGUUUUUGCAAGAUCAUGAACAAAAGUGGGAGGUGGAUAUACUUUGUGAUGGAAGGUCUAUGGCUAAUGACUUACUGGAGAGGGAAGGCAGCUCAAGAUUACAGAAAACCCAAGUGCUAGAUGUGGAAACGAGAACCAAGGAAAAUAGCGUAGUCACAAGUGUUGACUCUGAAGAUAAAGUACAAAGGAAAAUAUCUGAAGAUGCAAAUAAACACAAGGCUGAGAAACAUCUUUGUUUCCUAGAAACACCUAGAAACACCUCAGAGAAUCUGUCUAAAAUUCCUUUUCAAAAUUUAAAUGCUGGGCAGCUAGAAAUAGCUGAAAUAAUUAAUGUUUCAAAAUGUGGAAACUUUUGCAUAAAAUUAAUUAAAAAUGCUGAAACAUUGAGUCACUUAAAGAGAAUGAUUGCCAAAGAAGUAAAGAAAAACUGCUUGCUUGCCUUUGAAAAUAUUAAAGAAGGGUUAGAGUACUUGACAAAAUCUAAAAGAACUCUGAGUUGGUACCGAUCAGAAGUGAUAAAAAAGUUUGAGAGUGAAAAGAAACUGUUUGUUUUUUUUGUGGAUUGUGGUAGAUGUGAAACGGUAUCCUGGCACAAUACAAAAAUGCUCUCUGCUGAGAUCAGAAGUAUUCCUAAACAGGUUGUUUCAUGUAAAUGGGUUUGGGUUAAAAAUUCAGGUAAAAUACCAUUUGACCAUGUGCUGCAGACAGUUGCACAUCAUGAGAUAAAGAUCCUGUUUUUACGAUACUUAGAAUCUUCUUGUAUCUGGGAAGUAGAAAUCUUAAUGGAUGGGAUUCUACUUUUGGAAUAUUUGAAUCAAAUGUCAAGCCAAGAUAAAAGUAAAAAAAUGAAUUGUUCAAAACGUGCAAGUAAUGUACACUCUGUGAUGUCAUUCAGGAUAAAUUCAGUUACAUGGGCACUAUUACAAAGCGGUAAUCAGUACCAUGGAUUUGCAGCUACAAUUACUGAUCCUUCAAACUUCUGUGUUCAGUUAGAAGACUUAUUUGACACUAUGAAAACUUUGUUCAUGCUACUCUCUGACCUUCCAGAUAACUUACCAGCUUUGCCACAGGAAUUUGUGACUCCUGGUGUGAGUUGCCUGAUUAAGCUUGAGUUGGAAGCACAGUGGAAUAGGGUAGAAGUGUCUGAAGUUUUAAAUCACUCUAUUCUACUUACGUUUAUUGAUUAUGGUUUUCUAAAAUACAUCCCUUACUCUGAUAUCCAUAAACUUAAAAUCAUUCCGGAUGAACUUGUUUGCUUGCCACGACUAACUUAUUUAUGCUUUUUAUCUGGGGUGAAUCCUGCGAAAGGGAACAACUGGAGUGAUGAAGCUAAGCUUUUGUCACAAGAAUUUCUGAGUAAAGAAGGUCUGAUUUUCCGGUUUAAACAGUAUGGUUUUGGAAUGAAAUUAGAAGUAGAUGUUUUCUGUGAGGAAAGAAAUCUAGCCGAUAUCCUGGUUGCUGCUGGCUUUGCAGUCUACAUUAGAAGUAAAAACUGCUUUGUUGCACCUUAUACAAAACCAGAGAAAGCAUGUUCACAAUCUAAAUGUGAAUCUCAGCACUCACUCUUGCAGCUUUCUGAACCAAAACUUGACUGUCGGGAAAACAUUGUUUUGCCAUUUGAAGACGAGAACUCUCAACAGCAAAUACUAGAUCUGCACAAUAAAAAGGACCAUUGUACAGUAUCAAGAAGGAAUUCCACUAAACCACGUGCUGGAAGACAACUGAGGAAGAAAACAAAGUCAAAUAAUAAUGAUAAAAGUGCAAAAGAUGAGCUCAAGACUGACCGAAAUAAGCGUAUGCAACACUGUGAUGUGGAAUGUAAAGUGAAUGGCACAGAGUGUAUUACUGAAAAAAAAUGUGCAGAAUCGUUGAAUGAAACUUACGAGACUUCUGAUCUGAACACCAGAAUGAGAGUAAUGAAAAUAAGGGAAGAGAUGCCAUCAAAUUCAUGUUUGAAAAGUAAGUGUCAGUGCAUAGUAUAAAGUUUAAGCAUAAAACUAUUCAUAGCUAAUAAAAAUGUGAUUUUUUUUUUGCUUUAUUUUGUUUUCAUACAGUUUUCUCUCAACUCCAGAAUUGUUGAAAACAUUUUGCUUUAUAUACUAACAAGAUUUUACAUUUGGACAGCGGUCAAGGCAUGAAAAUCUUAGGUCAGAAAUGAAAAUUUAAAUCUUUUGAGAAUAUUUUAAAUGUAUAUGAAAAUGCAGGGUCAUAACUAUAUCUCAACUUUAACAAUAUAAUUUUAAUUACAUGUACGUAUAUGUAUAAUAUAUAAUAUGCAUAAGAGAGAGGGAUGUAUUAUAAACAAAAACAUGGAUAUUAUGGGUCAUACAAAAUGUUCUUUCCUCAAAGAUUAAAUAUUUGCAUGAUACAAUUCAGAUUCUAGUUAAGAGGAUUAGCAGAGUUCUAUAUCUUGGAACAACAUGGAACAAUAUGGAAGCUUGUCAUUAGACUCAACUAGCUUCAUUUUGUCAAUGAACUUGAGCAUCCUAGAGAAACUUGUAUUUUUAUCUGUUGAUAUGAUAGUUUAAUGACACUUUUUGUAAACUAUAUAGUCCAACUAGGCCAGUGACAUUUGUUUUGGUAUAUUUCGAAUUUUCAUGGUCAGAAGUUUAAGCAUCAGAUUGUGAGACUCUUACUUAUGUUGAUGUACUUUGAACCUUACAUUUAACUUCAGUGUAGUGUAGAAGUGACACAUAGUCAAACCCUUGUUCUGAAAGAGUACAUUCAUUGCAAUCAAAUAUUCUAAAGAUUGAAACUUUAAGACUGAUGGUGUGUCAUAUUUACUUCUGAAAAAAAUUGUAUUAGAAACCUAUAUAGGAUAGGAGAAAAAUAUUCAAACUCCUUAUAUUCAGAUAUAGGUGACUGAAUUUAAUGUUGGGGAUUGUGCUGUAUUCUAAGGUUAUUGGUUCAUAUUUUUGCCAUUAUCUACUUGUUUGGCUAAGCAAAAGCGUGUGAAUGUAAAUGGAUAUGUAUUAGGUAAGUGGUAAAUAUGGAUUUUCUUAUGAACAUGGGGUUAAUAUGUGAUCUGAGAUGAAGACCCCAGCUCAAUUAAGUCAGUGGUGACUACUGCUUUUGCAUUUCACCCAUGCACUAUUUUCUUCUCUUUUUAACUUCAGCUCAUUAGUUUUGUUCCAUACAGACCAGCAGGGAGAAGAUAAAACCUUCCUAUUAAACUGAAUCAACUUUGUUUUCAGGAAUUUAACUUAGAAAGAAACGAGCAUAUCUUUAAGCCUGAAAAUCCCAAAGAUUUUUCUUCAUUUACUUUUAAUCAAACUUGAUCCUAAAUAAAUUGGAUCAAGUUUGAUUAUUGGAAAAUGUUUGUGUUACUGAUUAUUUGAUUGUAACUCUUUAUUCAAGUUGUAUACCUAUAUGGUAAUGUUUGCCUGUAUAAUAAUGUUACAUUGACAGCUUAUAAUACAGAUGUUACAGGAAAUGAUGGCAUUGCAAUGGAAUAAAAAUGGUAAAUGCAUGUAUAUAUUUAGAUGUUUAUGUUUGUCUUCAUUUUCCUCUAUAACACUUAAGAUUUCACCUGUUGGAUACAUAAUAAUUUGUGGCUAAAUUAUUUUGAAUACUUUGCUUUGAAGCUCACUUGUAAGUAGUUGAUAAAUAUGUUGAAAAGCAUUAUGACAAUAAUGACUUGGCUACAUCCAAUAUUAAAUAUUAUAUCUGGUAAUAUUAAAUCUGGUUUAGAAUUGGGUCUAGUUUAUAAAAAAGUAGUUUUUGCAAUAUGAAUGUAGAACUAU
Messenger RNA from Alligator sinensis (Chinese alligator), 8370 nucleotides. RefSeq names its product tudor domain containing 15 (gene TDRD15). The transcript has 4 exons. The record is from RefSeq and is a predicted model, not a curated record. Gene Ontology annotation, biological process: spermatogenesis. The coding region runs from base 235 to 6609 and encodes 2124 amino acids. Lineage: Eukaryota; Metazoa; Chordata; Crocodylia; Alligatoridae.